Molecule: messenger RNA, 3921 nt
Organism: Xiphias gladius (swordfish)
Lineage: Eukaryota; Metazoa; Chordata; Actinopteri; Istiophoriformes; Xiphiidae
Gene: rcbtb1
Product: regulator of chromosome condensation (RCC1) and BTB (POZ) domain containing protein 1
Exons: 13
Coding region: 267-1919 (550 amino acids)
Molecular function (GO): protein binding
Source: RefSeq, a predicted model, not a curated record
CCAGUCUGCCAGGCGACGAAGAAGAGGCAUUGGCCCCACUCGACGCAGUUUAAUCAGGCAGCGCUGCUGUUGACACCAUCGGGCGAACGAUUUCAGUCGGUGUCAGCAGGGAUGGUCCUGCUCCUUGCUCCCCAACUCCACCGACAUCAAAUCCUCCUCCUCACAUCCCCCCUUCUCCUCGUCACCCCCCUCCGAUUCCUCCCGCCUCUCCCCUGUCAGCCCUGACUCCUCCUCCCCGAAAAGGAAGGCUGAGUUUUGCGGGAGCCAUGGUGGACGUCAGUAAGUGGCCUCUGUUCUCUCUGCUGAGCGCUGAGGAGUUAGCCACGGUCCGACAGGCUUGUGUCUUUGGAACCUCCGCUAAUGAAGCCAUCUAUAUCACACAUGCAAAUGAGGUAUUUGUGUGUGGGGUGAACUGCAGUAGCUGCCUUGGCACAGGAGACAGUCUUAGCACCAUUGUGCCAAAGAAACUAGACUUCCUGCGAGGGAAGAAGGUAAUCAGCCUGAGCUAUGGUAGCGGACCGCACGUCCUAUUGGCAACUGAUGAUGGACAGCUGUUUGCUUGGGGGCACAAUGGUUACAGUCAGUUGGGUAAUGGGACUACCAACCAGGGCCUGUCCCCAGUGCUGGUCACCGCAAACCUGCAGAACAAGAAAGUGAAAGAGGUGGCGUGUGGCUCGCAUCACUCCAUGGCUCUCACUCAGGAUGGAGAGGUCUUUGCAUGGGGUUAUAAUAACUGUGGCCAGAUUGGUUCAGGCUCCACAGCCAACCAGCCCUACCCCCGGAAAGUCACCGGCUGCCUGCAGGGCAAGAAUGCGGUGGGCAUCACAUGCGGACAGACCUCCUCCAUGGCUCUGGUCGACAACGGAGAGGUUUAUGGCUGGGGCUACAAUGGUAAUGGACAGUUGGGUAUUGGUAACAAUGGAAACCAGCUGACGCCUUGCCGUCUAACUGCACUCCAAGGGCUGUGCAUUCAACAGAUUGUAUCAGGGUACAGCCACUGCCUGGCACUAACAGAUGAAGGGCUGAUGUAUGCCUGGGGAGCAAACACCUACGGUCAGUUGGGAACCGGCAACAAGAGCAACCACCUCAGCCCAGUACAAAUCAUGGCUGACAAAGAGAGGAUUGUAGAGGUCGCCGCCUGCCAUUCAACACAUACUUCGGCAGCCAAGAUGCAAAGCGGGCAGGUGUAUAUGUGGGGUCAGUGUAGGGGUCAGUCCAUCGUUUUGCCACACCUCACUCACUUCACCAACACGGAUGACGUCUUCGCCUGCUUCGCCACGCCCUCCGUCAUGUGGAGGCUCAUGUCAAUGGGUGAGAGAGCGGUCGUUGGUCUUCAGCAGUGUCAUAAUGUAUCCCGCUUUAUUCCAGAGCACGAUGAUUUCCUGACAGUUGCCGAGGCCCUGAGGAAAGAGUUUGACAGUCCAGAAACGGCUGACCUUAAAUUCAGUGUUGACGGCAAAUGCAUUCACGUUCACAAAGCUGUGCUGAAGAUCAGGUGUGAGCAUUUCCGAUCAAUGUUCCGCUCCCAAUGGACAGAGGAUCAGCAGGAGGUGAUAGAGAUUGGCCAGUUCUCUUACCCCGUCUACAGAUCCUUCCUGCAGUUUCUCUACACAGACACAGUUGACCUUCCACCUGAGGACGCCAUUGGCCUGUUGGACCUGGCCACCUCUUACUGCGAAAACCGUCUGAAACGUCUGUGUCAGCAAAUCAUCAAGAGAGGAAUCACUGUCGAAAAUGCCUUCACCCUGCUGUCUGCGGCCAUACGAUACGAUGCAGAGGACCUGGAAGAGUUUUGUUUCAGGUUUUGUGUCAACCAUCUGACUCAGGUGACUCAGACUGGAGCCUUCUGGCAGGUGGACGGAGCGAUGCUCAAGGAAUUUAUCAGCAGAGCUAGCCGUUGCGGAGCCUUCAAGAACUGAGUGGUACUCUUACAUUUUUACAAAGUAUAAACUAUAUUCUGACCAUGUGGAUGUGGUUGUGUUCCAAGUGUAGCAACAGCAUGGAACUGCUGUAAAAAUAUCAAUUCUGAUCACAGUGCUAAUAGAAAGCAAUUGCCCGGUUUUGAAAUGUUUAUUUACAUAAUUACUGAGGCACAUGUUCGCACAUAAGCAGCAUCAUUCACAAGAUGCUGGACUGGAAUUUAAGGUGAAAUCAGCACUUUGGCCAAUUCCUGUGGAGUCACUUGACAAACGCAUGACGCCUUUUCUGUCAAACUGAAUUGUAUUCCUUAGAUACUGUAUGUAUACUUGAGUUUUUGUUUCUUUUCUCGACCAGUGCUUGCAUGCACGGAACAUUCUUCCUUUAUUUUCUGGAGAAGUUAAUGUGGGAGACCAAAGACCUUGAAGGAAUACGGAACCAUUUAAAAGAACAGAGUCUGUAUCUUUGUUGGCUACCUGAAAAAGAUGCUUUGCUUAGAUAACUGACUUACCUUGGCCAGGACACUAGUACCACUGUACUGAAACACAUCUUUGAGUUACAUCUACUUUCCAUUUCUAUCAUUUUCAGUUUGCAGUCUUUGUGUUCCUGCAAAACUACCUAUUGGAUAUGUUGAACCUUUAAAUUUAACUUAAUUCUUUAAGAUACCGAGUUGACAGAGAAAAUCUGAGUCUCAUCCAGAGAUGUCAGCAUACACAGCUGAUCCAGAUCCCACCGUGGGUUGUUAUGGGACACUUGGUUUGUUUUUUUAAUUGUUUUCUAGCUUGGAUUCUGUAUAUAUUUGGAAGUUCAGAACCACCAUAUUUUAAAUUUUUAUAUUCAAGUCUGUUUUCUUUUGGUAAGUUUAUUCUGCCUGAUUUAAAUUUUUGCACUUUAAGAAACUACAGUUGCUUUUUUUCCUCCUAUUCAAUAAAACAGUAACAGUUUAAAUACUUUAAAACCCUGUGGAAGGGACGACUAGAAAACACCAGAAAUUUUACAAAAGCAACAAUAAAUAUUUGAGGCACCAUUACAUUACUAGCAGUUUUUUGGGCCUCUCAUUGCAAGUGUAAAAGUAAAAUGAUCUGAGGUAGAUGGUAUGUUGCAGAAGGUUUAUAUUCUGAAAAUAAUUUUAUAUUUCCUUAUUACUCUGGGACCUCCGACAAACUGACCCAAGGUGACUGUUCAUCUGUUUAUGUUUGCUAAUGUUUAGGGGCAAAUGCAAACUUAGUAAGACCAAAAUGAUUCCUUAAUAAUUCCUUGGUAAUUUGUCGCAUUUUCCAUAGUUUCUUUCCUAGUUAAAGUGAGAAUGCACUGGACUGAACUUGCACAAGACACUGUAAGCUAAAGCAAUAUUAACACUUUGAAAUGCUCUGUACAAAUAAGUGUGAUUUUUGUUAAUGUUCUAUUUGCUUGGGUGUAAGAUUACCAAAAGAACUGCCUGGAGGUCUUAGUUUUUACUCUCUGCUGGGUGUUGGGAAGUAUCUGUGCUGCUGCUGGAAAAUGUUUCAGAGUAGAUAAAGAGAGAGCGAGUUUCAUUGACCAGGUAAGCUGGCAGCAAGACCGGUGAGAUCAGUUUCAGUUUCCUCUCUUAGGUUUCUAUUUCUUGAUGCGCUCAGAUGCUUGAUAGAAGAAUUUUAAUUUGGUUUGAACUUGAGUUGAACAUCUGUGUAUUAUUAAAGCACAUAAAACAGUUACAGAUGCAUUGAGCUUAGGUUUCUGUUUUAGUGGAAUGAGGCAGCAGGUUUACAGAUUUUUUUUUUUAUAUGAAAAAGGACAAGCAAACUGGAAAAAAUAAAGAUGGUUUUACUUACUGUAUUAAGAUAAAAAUAUAUUUUUGUUAUGCUUUCUUAAGCUUUUAUUCACUGAAGAAAAGUUUAUAAAACUCAUGGGAACAUGCUUAAAAUCAAUUUAUAGCGUUUCAAUGUUGCAAUUUAUAUUACUUUUCCUUUGCUGUUACAUAUCGGGGGCAUGUUAUUUUACUUUGUUUUUUAUAUUCAGUUGUGG